AUGGAAUACCAAGAAUCCUUGAAGCCCAGUGCAAUUAUCAGCAAGCUUUCGGAUCCUGUCAAGACACGGAUCAACAAUUUCCUUGCCAAUGGUGUAAUGUCCUCUGGAAAAGUUAUUGGCAGCAUCCUCCUUCUAGUUUAUGAGUUGUUUCGGGUGGAAGAGUUAGCGAUAAGCUCCAGUGCGAACCUCAUCGAUCACAAUAGGCUCCAGAUCUACAAACAUAGCCCUCGGGACGUGUUUUCCAUGAAGCCCAUCCACUACUGCCUUGAUCCAAUCUUACCCAGUGCGAUGAGGGAGUUCCGGUGUCGGAUUAGGGGUAGGUGCGACACCGGUGGGGAAGGUAGAGAGAUCGAGAAGAGAAAGAGUGAGAUGGAGAGGACGAGAAGUUAA
Messenger RNA from Fraxinus pennsylvanica, 390 nucleotides. Lineage: Eukaryota; Viridiplantae; Streptophyta; Magnoliopsida; Lamiales; Oleaceae. The record is from the annotation of a GenBank genome assembly.